Molecule: messenger RNA, 1135 nt
Organism: Tigriopus californicus
Lineage: Eukaryota; Metazoa; Arthropoda; Copepoda; Harpacticoida; Harpacticidae
Gene: Dus4
Product: tRNA-dihydrouridine(20a/20b) synthase [NAD(P)+]-like
Exons: 2
Coding region: 229-1134 (301 amino acids)
Biological process (GO): tRNA processing
Molecular function (GO): tRNA dihydrouridine synthase activity; flavin adenine dinucleotide binding
Source: RefSeq, a predicted model, not a curated record
CGUUCAGAAGGCCUUAGAUUAUUUCGAUCGAGCUCCUAUUUCGAUUCGUUGUAAAAUCUCCAGACUCAUUUGCCUUGACUGAUUGACACGAUCCCAUCCCAAAAUGGGUAAUUGUUGCGGGCUUUGCGGUGAUUCCUCGGAGGAGAGUGCGGCUUUGAACGUGACGCCCGUGAGUAACUAAACCCCUCAUUGAGCCCUGAUCUUGACCAACACCCGAGUUCCCGCAUCAUGGAAGUCUUUGAAAGUCAGACUGACCGUUGCGUGUACAUUUGCGCGCCCAUGGUGCGCUAUUCCAAAUUGGCCUUUCGUCAAUUGGUUCGAGAUUAUGGCGUGGAUUUGGCCUUUACGCCCAUGCUGCUGGCCGAUUCGUUCAGUCGAUCGGCUCGAGCUCGAGAUGUGGAGUUUACCACCAAUGCUCAAGACCGGCCUUUGAUCGUACAGUUUGCCGCCAAUCAGGUGGACGACUUUGUGGCCGCUGCGUCCUUAGUGCGACCUUUUUGCGAUGGGGUAGAUCUGAAUUGCGGGUGUCCGCAAGGCUGGGCCUUAAAAGAAGGCAUUGGCGCGUGUUUGAUUCACAAACCUGAAUUUGUGGCCGAUUUAAUUCGUCAAACGCGGGCCCGCAAUCCGGACCUGCCCGUGUCGGUGAAGAUUCGCAUUCAUAAGGAUACCCGACAGACAGUGGACUUUUGCCGGCAAAUGGAGGCGGCGGGUGCGGCAUUCAUUACCAUUCACGGGCGUACCCGUGAACAGCGGUGUCAGCCCGUAAAUUUGGACGUGAUUCGCGAUGUUAAACAGUCGCUGCGAGUGCCCGUGAUUGCCAAUGGCGAUGUGAAGAGCUUGGCAGAUGCUCAACGAAUUCGGGAAUACACGGGCAUAAACGGAGUCAUGACGGCCCGUGGCAUCCUAGAGAACCCGGCCAUGUUCCACGGGCACCUGGAGACACCCGCUGAGUGCGUCCAAGACUGGAUUCGUCUUUCGUUAGGCACUGGCACGCCCUUCCCAUGUUUUCAUCACCAUUUGUCCUAUAUGUGUGAUCGGGCGUUUUCGCGAUAUGAUCGUCGCAUAUUCAAUACGCUGAGCUCAACAAGUGCCGUGAUCGACUUCUUACGAAAUAAAUACGAUUUAGCACUCUGAA